AUGGCAAAAUUAUAUUCAAAGACUGAAUUUCACAAUUUAAUGGAGAAAGUGGAGGCAGUUGAUGUUAGAGUGAAGAAUUACUUGAAAUUGACGGGAUACGAUAAGUGGGCUAGGUCAUAUGCAUCCGUUCAUGGGGGAUGGACUUUGACGUCAAACAUUGCCGAGUCAAUUAAUGUUGCACUGGUAUCGACUAGAGAACUACCAAAAUAUGAUUUUAUAGGAAAAUUUAGAUUGAUGUUUGGUAGAAGGAACUAUGAAAAUAAACAGCAGGCGGUGUAUACUUUUACGGAUCUUAUUGGUAAAUUUCAAGAAAUUCUAAAAUAG
Molecule: messenger RNA, 324 nt
Organism: Capsicum annuum
Lineage: Eukaryota; Viridiplantae; Streptophyta; Magnoliopsida; Solanales; Solanaceae
Exons: 1
Coding region: 1-324 (107 amino acids)
Source: RefSeq, a predicted model, not a curated record